GAUCUUAAGACUUAAGAGAAAAUCGCUGGCACAGUUCAUAGAGUGAGGCCAGCAGCAGCAGAACAGGAGUGUUUCUAGGGAAGGUGAAAGCUGUUUGCUGGGUUCAUUAGUCUUGUCAGAGGGAGUUUUGCACUCGUUCAUCAUGCUUGCUAUAGAGCUGUGACGAGGGGGAAAAUACACAUCUGUCUGUUUACCAGGAUUCUCCAGUUUCCUUUCAGCCAGAACUGAGAAUGAUGGCUGAAGGGAAGUUUGCCAGCCUGCCCAGGAACCUGCACAUGGGCCGCCAGUGCACGUUGGCCGCCUCCAUGGACCUGCUGAGUUCUGGCAUGAAAGAGGUGCCUUCCACCAGCUAUCAGGGAAUCUCUAUCCAUGGCACCCUGCCCCGAAAAAAGAAGGGAGGUGCUGCCGUCCACUCUAGGACAUGGGAGUGCGGGUCACUGCCACACCCCACGCGCUGCCGCCUGCCCGCUUCACCACUCAUACACAAUAUCAUAGAAGAGAACCAGCCUUUUCAGACAUGGAGGGAGGACUACACAGUACACAGGGACGCUGGAGGCAUCGAUCCCACCAUGGAGUAUGUCAAGUUCUCCAAGGACAAGCACAUCAUGGAUGGAGCUCCAGAGAAGCUACGCAGGGAGCUGGAGGAAGAGCUGAAACAGUGUGGAGAGGAACCUCGCAGCCAUGCAUGGUACCAUGGAGCCAUUCCAAGACAGGUGGCUGAGAACUUGGUCCAGCGUGAUGGUGACUUCCUGAUCCGUGACUCGCUGUCUAGCCCUGGAACCUACGUCCUGACGUGCCAGUGGAAGAACAGUCCCCAGCACUUCAAAAUAAACAAGAGGGUGGUAGUGAUGAAGGAAGCCUACUCACGAGUGCAGUACCUGUUUGAGAAAGAGGGCUUUGACAGCAUCCCCGCUCUUGUGAGAUACUACGUGGGUAACCGUGAGCCUGUGUCUGAGGUAAUGGCAGCCAUCAUCUUCCAGCCCAUCAACAGGACGCUGCCACUGAGGUCCUUGGAGGAGAAGUAUGCAGUCGGACCUAUCCGUACAGAGUCUGGCCACAGAGAGAAGAAGAACCAGAGCUCCAAACGACUGAGCUUAAAUAUCGUGAACGGACACGGCCCAGAUCACACCCUUGGCCGUGGAAACCUACUAAGCAACAGAGACAAGUGCGGAAGCCAGCCAGCGUGUCUGAACCACGUUCAGGAGAGGAGACAGCUGUUGAAGACCCAUCAGUCUGAGAGUUUCCUUCCACUCGGAUCAAGACCUCAGGCCCAGACUCACCAUAUGGAGGCCCAGUCAUGCCCAAAGUCUCCUGUAUUCAGGACAGGCAGUGAGCCAGCCCUCAGCCCUACGGUCCCUCGUAAGAUGGCCUUUGAGACACAAGCAGGAGAAGCCAUCCGUGGUUCUGAUAGUCAGCUCUUCCCAAAACCGCCUCCUAAACCCAGCAAAGUGCCCUCUAUAAGGCAUCCUUACUCACACUUUGUAGUUCCGGUACCUCCAGUGAAGCCACAGAAACACUGGCCUUCUACCCCACAGCAAUCAGUCAGCCCGGUUAGCCCAGAUGUGAACUACUAUGAGCUGAGCCCAUGUAGUCCUGCUGAGUGGGAUAAGAAUAGUCCCUCUAAUGGUUAUGUGGAGAGGCUGAAAGUGGAGGAGAAAAGAAUCAGUGGAGGGAAGUUGGAUCGCAGCUCUUAUCAUCAUGCCAUCGAAGCCCUGCAGAACAGCAGUGAGGAGGACGACAAAGAGCAUGAGGAAGAGCAGAGACAAGUCCGACACUCUGGUGCAAAGAAGGUUAGAGGUUUCCAGAAGCCUGUGUUUGAGAUGGUAUCGGCAUUCAGACCAGGGGAGGUAGACUUCAGGUUAUUGCCAUCAGAGAAUAAGCCACUAGAAAUGUCUGUGCUGAAGAGAGCCAAAGAACUGCUGGUCAGUCAGGAUCCCAAAACCAUCGCCAAGCACAUCCUACAAGCCGACUGCGAGGUUGCCCGGAUUCUAAAUGUUUCAGACGAAAUGAAAAGUCAGAUGGGCGUGACCUCUGGGCUAGAGCUGGUAACCCUACCACACGGGAGGCAACUCCGUCAGGAUCUCAUGGAAAGGCAUAACACCAUGGCGAUUGGCGUUGCCGUGGACAUCCUGGGCUGUACAGGGAGUCUUGAGGAGAGAGCGGUCACGCUAAACCGAAUCAUUCUGGUCGCCCAGGAGCUAAAAGACUCCAUGGGAGACCUUUAUGCCUUCUCAUCCAUAAUGAAAGCACUGGACAUGCCUCAGAUCACGAGACUGGAUCACACGUGGACCACGUUACGCAGGAAAUACACGCAAACUGCCAUCCUUUAUGAGAAAUCUCUCAAACCGUUCUACAAAGCCCUGUAUGAUGGGAUUGUAGAGCUUCCAUUGAGCAGUGCCACUGUGCCGCUGUUGAUGCCUCUCCUCACCCUGAUGGAAAGACCAACAGUUGCAUUUGAGGGCAUGGAGCUCUGGGAAAGCAAUGACCAGGGUUGUGAGAUCAUGUUGCGCCAUCUGGAGGAAGCUCGUGCUGUUGCACGCAACGCUGACACCUACUCCUAUAAUGCCAAGCGGGUCCUGCAAGACUUCUGUCCUGAUGAGGACAUGUUGGAGAUCCUGAAGACAGACUUCCAGUUACGCCUACUCUGGGGCAGCAGAGGGGCCGGGGUAAACCAAACAGAACGGCACGACAAGUUUAAACUCAUCCUGACUGCACUGUCCAGAAAACUAGAGCCUCCUGUUAAACACACAGAACUCUGAGGAAAGACGACACCAAUCGGUUUAAAGCACCAGGUGGAAGGAAAUCAAAUACUCUAAACGUAGAAUACACAUGGCCCAAUAAAACUGCUGUGAAGAAUGGAAGCGCUUUUACAACUGCUUUGGUACAACCUAUCUUCCAUAAACAAUACUGUAUUCCCAAAGACUUCCACACACACACUUUGGAAUAAUCCAACUACUACAAGUGGGUACUUUUCUGCUCUAUGGACACUAUCCCAAGGACACAAAGGUACAGCGAGAGAAGGAAAAGGAACCGUUCACUUAACAUAAGUGGUGAUUAUACUGUACAUUUAAUUCCAUUAUUUAAAAGGUCCAGUGUGAUGAUGAUGAGGACCGAUGGAUGGCAGAACUAUGGCAGUUCUGUAAGUUUUAAAAGCAUACUUUGUAUUUAUACCUUAACAGUAAGCAGUCCAGUCAACGGUUUUAGUCUAGAACUGUAUUGUAAAGUAUGACGUUAUUUCAGUGUUUAAGUGUGUAAAUGAAAGAAACAUACCUGUAAAACGGUGUAUAUAAUUUUUACUAAGUGAAUGUUAAUCUAUGUAUUAUAGUUUAUUCGUAAUUGUCAUCCAUGUAAAUACUCAAACUUUAAUAUCUUUCUAUGAACCGUCGCAAACGUAUGGAUAAACAUGUCUAAAUAAAAUGUCUAACUCGACAAA
Ictalurus punctatus (channel catfish) is the source of this 3433-nucleotide messenger RNA. RefSeq names its product BCAR3 adaptor protein, NSP family member (gene bcar3). The record is from RefSeq and is a predicted model, not a curated record. Gene Ontology annotation, biological process: small GTPase-mediated signal transduction; positive regulation of peptidyl-serine phosphorylation. The transcript has 12 exons. Gene Ontology annotation, molecular function: guanyl-nucleotide exchange factor activity; phosphotyrosine residue binding. Lineage: Eukaryota; Metazoa; Chordata; Actinopteri; Siluriformes; Ictaluridae. Bases 231 to 2759 code for a protein of 842 amino acids.